AUGGAAGAUGACAGUGAACCCGAGCAAAGCUCCUGGGCCUAUCUACCUGAUGUCUGUCUGAGGCAUGUGUUCCAUUGGUUAGAUGACAGAGACAGAUCUCGGGCUGCCUUGGUCUGUAAAAAAUGGAGUUGUGCCAUGCACUCUGGAUCUCUCUGGAGAUGCAGAACCAUCACCUUUUAUGGCCAGCCAUCAAGGGCACGCACACUGGAGUUUCAAAGUGCACUGUGGUAUACCAAGAAAUUUGGCAAGUAUUUGAAGCACCUUGAGAUCAAGUUAUCGAAUCCUUACAAUACUCCCUUUAUCAAAAAAUUUCAAGUGAUUAUGAGAGGUCUUCUUUCACACCUGGGUAAGUGUAAUAGUCACCUAGUAUCCCUGAGCAUCAAGUACCUAGAAUUGGACUGCUUGAUCUGGAGAAAUGUGGUUAGGGCUCAGUUUAUCAAGAAUUUAGCUGCCUUCCUGAAAAGAAUGAGCAAUCAACUUGAUUAUCUUAACUUAAAAGGAGCAAGAAUAACUUUGGAAGAAGGCUGUGAGCUUCUGAAUUCUCUAAGCAGUUUGACAAACAGAAGCUUUAUAUCUGAAAUCAAUAUUGAGGAUUUCUUCAGUCUUCACCUUUCUGUCUACAGCAGUGCCUUGUUCCACCAAACUAUGUCUAAGUUCCACAGGCUGACCAUCCUGACUUUCAAUUAUAACUGCAUGUCUGAUGAACUGCUGGACAUCCUGCGGGAGCGCAGCUCUCAUUCUCUGUGCACCUUGAAUAUCAAGUGUCAUAUCCAUGACCCUCAUGGGCAAGUGGUCUCAGGAAUGUCAUGGGCAAACUUGGCCAAGAGAGCCCCAAAACUGAAUGUGAACUUCUUCUUUGAAAGAGUCAUGAAGCAUGAUCACCUAGCUAGGAUCCUGCUAGAGGAGAUCCCAGUUAGGAGCAUCAGCCUACGGAGCUGUUAUUUUAGUGACCCAGACUGGACUAUGAGACCUACUCUCACCAACCUUCUCCCAGCUUACUGGCAUGGUCUGCAGAAAUUAACACUUGAAUUAAACAAUGACCAUGAGUUGCUGGACAAUGAGCUCCUACAGCUUAUUUUAUCAUGCAAGAGGUUGUUAUUUCUGAAAGUCUGGGCAUUUCUAAGUGUCAGCUUUAUGGAGAGGCUGCUACAAAACCGUGCAGAAAGGAAAUGCAUUUUGACUACCAUAAAGGUCAGGAUUUAUACAGCCCAAGACGACAGCACUGAGGAGGAGCGGCUGCUGGCUGAUAUUUACAGGAAAUUCAAGUACCUGAUUGACUCAGAACUGAAUUAUUUUGUCAUCACUUACCCAAUGGUAUAAACUACAGGAAGAGAACACCCAGUGACAUCUGCAUUAAUGGAUCCUUUGGAGUGCUUUAGUAAGGGAUUUGAAUUUUGACAGCAGUGCUUCCAAAAGGGAGUUAUCAUUCCAGCAAGUGAGAAGCAAGGGACAAUU
This is a messenger RNA of Melospiza georgiana, 1455 nucleotides long. It is a transcript of the gene FBXO39, whose product is annotated as F-box protein 39. The record is from RefSeq and is a predicted model, not a curated record. Gene Ontology annotation, molecular function: protein binding. Bases 1 to 1320 code for a protein of 439 amino acids. The transcript has 3 exons. NCBI's taxonomy places the organism in Eukaryota, Metazoa, Chordata, Aves, Passeriformes, Passerellidae.